GAAGGGCAGACCUUGUUGUUGUUUCUGCUGCUGCUGCUGUUGUGUUGUACGUUACUGUUGGUUUUUCCCCGCUGUGGAGGAAGGUUAUUUGCUGGUCACCCGUACCAAAACUCCACAACCCGUGAGCGAUUCUUUUUUGUGCGUUGUGUGCCCAUCCGCCCCGUUCUGAUUGCCAUCCUCCCGUACAUAUAUAUAUAUAUAACUGUUGUGUAUGUGUGUGCGCGCGUGCGGGAAAUAAAGCAGCUACAAUAUCACAUGCAGGUGCCCCAGGAGUAAGCACUGUACAAACCGUACCUAAAAUCAUUUGAAAGCAACAAAACAAAAAGAAAAAUAACGAGCGCGCGAGAAAUCAAUAGGUAACCGGUAACUGUCAAACAAAAAAAAACAACAAAAAAACGCGAAUGACACAUCCCACUACUACACAACCCACACGAUCGCCAUUGCCUGCUGUGUAGUGUUUUAUUCCUGGCUGUAAGUAGUAACUGUUCUGCUAAACGCGCGUUACACCAUCCAUCAUCACACCCGCUGUUUCACGACGGGUGCACAGGUGCGUUAUCCUGUGUAACGCACGGCGGGUCCUUGCUGUGUCUUAAGUCUUGCAGUUUGUUCGUGUGUAUGUGCGUGCUUCGAGUGAUUGUUUUACAAUUGUAGCAAAUAAAAAGUACGUGCAAAAGUGUAUGAUAAUUUAUAUCCACAACAAGUAACGUGCCUGGGCAGUAGGCGAAAGUUAGCGAAAGAAUUGUUUCGUUCUGUUUGGCACUCAACAACCACACGCGCGUGUUACCCAAUCGAAUCUAUAGCCGCACAGUGCGUUUGCCGUGACAGUGUGGUGUUUGCGCGAAGAAAUUGUGUGUUUUGUUUUAAAGUUUGCCUUUCAUUUGUGUCUCCGCGUGAUCGUGCGUGUGCUUCUGUGGUUCGUUUCCCUCCGAUUCCCGAGAUACCUCAACAGCAAGCAACAAAACCGCUGCAGAUACUGGCCGGCAGCAGCAAUCAUACAACUGUAAAGUCCCAAAGUAUCCGGAAAUAAUUCAAGCAAGCGUAUCGGACGGGUCGAACGCACGGAGUCAGCUGUCAGUAGCCGCCCGCGUACAGGAAGGCCAAAUAUCUGUGGAAAGUUGAGAAGGAAGACACGUCGCAUGUAGAGCAAUUAAAAACACAGCCACACAAACAUGACCGUAUAGGAGAAGAAAGUCCACGAGUCGAAGAUAAAUUGACACAUUGUGGACGGACGCAGUUGGCAGACCUUGCAUGGUUGUUGUAGUAUGCACAUCACCUAGAUAGGGGAAAGCGUCCACAAAACAAAAGGGCAGUGUGUUUAGUUGCAGCUGUACAAGAGCCCUACUCCUUCGGGGAUCUCGCCGGGAAGAAGCCGUGACAGCACACUCAUCCCGAGGCGAAGCGGUGCGAAUAAACGUCGCGGUGUGCGGUUGGGUAAGAGAGCGACCGAGCGAACACAAAACCAGCGUACGCGACACCAACCCUCCCGAGCACGGCGAAGACGGAGGGUUUUCGGGAAACAUCGCACCCCAUCUAGACGCUGGCUCGCAACGGUGAAGCCCGGGGGGCCGAGUCUCCCGAUACGUCACCGGAAGGCGGUGCCACCUGCUGGUGGGCGCCCUGGUCAGCGAUGGGUUGCUUCGGUUCAGCCGGAUCGAAACAGUCGGACUCGAACAGCUCCGAGGAUACCAAGAGCCAGAAACGGCGCAGCGAUGCGAUCACGCGACAACUGCAGAAGGACAAACAGGUGUACAGAGCCACGCACAGACUGUUACUACUCGGUGCCGGUGAGUCCGGCAAGUCUACCAUCGUGAAACAGAUGAGAAUAUUGCACGUGAACGGGUUUUCCGACAGUGAGCGGAAGCAGAAGAUAGAGGACAUUAAGAAGAACAUUCGUGAUGCUAUCCUGACAAUUACCGGUGCGAUGAGCACACUGACACCGCCUAUUCAGUUAGAAAAACCGGAGAAUCAGGCACGGGUAGACUACAUUCAGGAUUAUGCGUCAGGGCCUGAUUUCAAUUAUCCGCCGGAAUUCUACGAGCACACCGAAGAGUUGUGGAAAGAUCGCGGUGUCCAACAGACGUACGAGCGAUCGAACGAGUAUCAAUUAAUUGAUUGUGCUAAAUACUUUCUGGAUCGUGUUAGUGAAAUCAAGCAGCCUAACUAUACUCCAACCGAGCAGGAUAUCCUGAGAUGUCGUGUGCUAACCUCUGGCAUUUUCGAAACUAGGUUUCAGGUUGAUAAAGUGAAUUUCCACAUGUUCGACGUCGGAGGGCAGCGAGAUGAGCGGCGUAAGUGGAUCCAAUGCUUCAACGAUGUCACAGCAAUCAUCUUCGUGACGGCGUGCUCUAGUUAUAAUAUGGUCCUGCGCGAAGAUCCCACACAGAACCGGCUACGGGAGUCGUUGGAUCUGUUUAAAAGUAUUUGGAAUAAUCGAUGGUUACGGACUAUAUCCGUUAUAUUGUUUUUAAACAAGCAAGACUUGCUUGCGGAAAAGAUAAAGGCAGGCAAGAGUAAGCUGUCCGACUAUUUUGGCGAAUUCAAUCGUUACCAGACGCCAGCCGACGCUGUAUGCGAAAUGGGUGAAGAUCCAGAAGUGAUUAGAGCAAAAUAUUUUAUAAGAGAUGAGUUCUUGCGUAUAUCGACAGCGAGUGGUGAUGGCAAACACUACUGCUAUCCACACUUUACCUGCGCUGUAGAUACGGAAAACAUCAAGAGAGUUUUCAACGAUUGUCGGGACAUCAUUCAGCGGAUGCAUCUGCGGCAAUAUGAGUUGUUAUAGACAUACUUAAUGAUUUCGAUACAACAGCAACUUGGUCGUCUCAUUUUAGUUGUGUCUAUCGUGAAACAAAUAUCAAACCUAGCCAAACUAUACUAAUUUUAUAAUAAAACAAAUAUUUGAUUAGGAAUUAAUCAAAACAAAAAAAAGGAACAUGUAUAAGCACACAGAUACACACCCACACAUGCAAAGUACAUGCCUCUCCCAUCUAAGUACACACGAACACACGUUAUGAUCAACAGAUCGACGAGGUACACAAAAAUGAGCACACUCACGCGAAAGUUUGGACAAAAUCACGAGAGUAAGCCCACAACACAACAGAGAUCCCUUCCUCGCCACUUUCCUUUCCCCACCCCAGUAACCGAUGGUGGGUGGGGUAAAUUGGUGAUUGAUGCGAUGAUAGAACCGGGCCAGGUGGUGCAAUAACGAACGCCGGCAAGCAACAGACCCAGUGCAUGGCCAUCCGGCAUCCUGUGGUGAAUGGGAGCUGCUACAACCCGACAAACAAGUUGAACCUGCUCGAAUGAAGACGAGAGCAACACACAAGCAACAAAUUGAAAACAACUGCCCGUCGAAAAGCGCAAAUUAUAGUGAAAGCAAAAACAAAACAAAACGAUGUCUCCCGCGAAGAAGCAAAGAACAGGGCCCCGUUGAACGAAACCAAAACUGAGAGAAAGCAAGGAUGAGAUACACGCGCUCCUUGUAAACUAAUAGCUUGUUUCCUGCACCCGGCAAAGGUUCACAACACGACCGUUAGUAGACCGGGCAGAGCGAGCAAAUGGAUAAGGAUUCUGCUAAGUAGUGGUAAGCCUUUUUUGUGCAAUAAAUUCGGCGGGUGUAGAUUUAGGAUUAGUAGUGGGGAUAAUAAUGAGACAAAUUCUCACACAAAAACACACAUUACACCGUACGGUAUAUAUAUAUACCCGCUGUACAGUAGUAGUACCGGCCGGGUGGUUUAGUAUAGCGAGCGUAAGCAAACCAUGGUGUCAAGAAAUGUGCUGGCGGAAACCGUACCGUUUCUUUCCGUUACAUCGUUCAUGCAAAGUGUCCGCGUAUAGGCUUAGAAAACGAGAUCCAUAAAGGAAAACGGUCACUCAAACGCAAACAAGCAACAGGCGCAGGAGAAUCAGUGAUGCUCGCACUCAGCUUCCAGUUUGCUGCUUCCGAUAGGGCGCAGAAGAUGCAAUUGAAGUGAUGUGAUCGAUAGCCCAACCCCGAACUAGUGAUCAGGUGUAGAAGAAGGAUGGAGAGAAGUGAGGCAGAGGACACAGAUCCGUUUUGCAGUGUUCCGUAUCAUGAACGGCGUACAGAUAAAACACCGUAAAGUGAGCAAAGAAGAGCGGGCUUAGGAUUAGUACUAUCGCAACGUAGCUGUUGGAAUUUCAGUAUUUCGCUCUCAUGUUUUUAUAAUCGUUUGUUUCCUAAUGUUGUUAUUUUUGUUUUCAAAUUGCAAAAAAUGUCUGUUUUUUUAUGCGGUUCGUGGCAUACCCAACCGGCACAACCAACCAAUUUGUAUUAAUUAGAUCACCGCAUGCGCCAUAAGACUCUAUUUCUAUUGUUUAUGUUAGAGAGGAAGAGAGUUCUCGUGUCCCGCGCCGGAACGCGUAUGUUAGAACGCUAGGUUAGAAUUUGUUAUUUGUUUUAAUAUAUUGUUUUUAACGUUGUGUAGAUAGAGAAACAUCUUUGUUUUCACCUUUCCAGGCCUGCACUUUUUAUUUUUCUGUUGUUAGGUACAGUUGGGGUUAUAAUUUUUAAACUGUUGACAGUCAACCGCGCAGGGUUCGUUUCCUUUGCUUUGGCGUUGCUUUUGUUAUGUUUUGUUAGGAAGUUAUCGUUGUUUAGGCCUGUACAAAAUUAAGGCUUUGUGCAGACGGUAGGCUUCAUUGUGCUUAUGGUGACGUGUAAUGCUUUCGAUGCACUUUGCUGAAACCAUGGCGCCUCCGGCAGUAGUUCUAUGAAUUUGUUUUUAAACUAAAAUUGUAAAUUAUGCUAUCUGUAUCGGACAUAAUUGUUGUACAUACAAAUAACUCAACAGACAACAGCAAUGUAAUUAGAUCAAUAAUAGCCAUAUUUAUGUUACCGAAUACACUCCAACAGUAAAACAUCAGUUUUUUUUUAUUACCAAUUAUUUAAUUAUCCGUAAAAGUGUCCACGGUACUCGAUAGUUGUUAAAGUGCGGAAACCCCUGUCGUCUGUACAAAACCAAACCGGAAAAAAUACACACAUUGCCGCAAGUUCGAUUGUUUCGGUUUGGUUUUCCUUGUGUUGUGCGUGUGUGUUUUGUUUUUCGUUACUACUCGCUGUAAAUGUAGGUUUUUAUCGUGUCACAUAAAUGUGUUGUGUGGUGGUGUGGUUAGGUCGUACGGUGGAGAAAAACAGUGUGUAUUUUGUGCAGAAGGAUUUAGUGAUGGAAACCGGAUCACUGUAAACCGGACGGAAUGCUUUAGCAAAAUACGUAGUUAAAUGUAAUGAAGAGGAUCGUAUGUGCGGGUGUGUGCGCGUGAAGGCGAAGAAAAGUGCAAAUGGAGUGAAGCGAUGGAUUAGUGAAAAUGUUAUUUUGAAACAGAAUAAAAUUCUCUUAGGUUACUGAAAGUUUAUUUACCAGCUGUCUGUAGGGAAAGAUGCACGAAGCGGGCAGAAUCAAAGUAAGACUUUAGAUAAUCCAAUUCCACGUGUAUGCAAACAGUCAAUACAGUUAAAUGGCACAGCAACAGGAAGGAAAGCUUUACGUCUUGGUCGUGUCGAUAGGAGAAAUUCGUUUAUUUAGAAGAUUACCUACACCUACCGUUAUCUCUCGCCAAUUUUGAGUUUCAAUCGGGAAGGCAUUAGGUUGUACAAUUUGUGGUUUGGGCAAGUAAGUUUGAAUCUCGUAUCGAAAGGUGAAAAGGGCUGAGGUGAUAAAGCUAAACUCUGCCACCUGCCAUCUGGAAGCGGUCGGGUCGCAGCGUAUAUCGAAGACACAAAUGUAACAGUAAACGAUUCCCCCGAGCUGGAUGUGAUUGCUUGACGCUACACGCAAAACAAACAAAACCGAAAUAAUUCGUAGGCUUCGUAGAGGAAACGCAACAAACUGCAGGUGUCCAGUCGUACAUGAGGGAAAAGGAAAUAUAAAAUGUGUGGUGUGGAGGGUCGAACACAUCUUGGUGUGUAUGUAACAACGCAGUAACAAGUGGUUCUGUUCGGUGGAAGUAAAAUGCCAACAACAAGAAAAUCCACAACAACAGCUAGGAAAAGGCAACUGAAACAUGUAAACCAGUAAAACCCUGCAACUACACACACACACACAGCAUGAACAAAACAUGAAACAACACAACACGUAACCAAAUCAGAAUCAGAUGGCAAUUUUGUAUAGCUUUAUUAAUGGGUAUAGAAGAAACAAGGCAAGAGUACCCCACACGCACACACACAGAAGAAAUAUUCGAACGAAAAUGAUAGUCAAAUGAAUGGUGUUUAUUAUAGAUGUUAAAGUAGUACAUACAUAAAGGUAAAAUGGCGGCGGCAUACAAAACAGUUCGAUACAAAGGGGGAUUAACAGGAAGGAAGAAAGUUGGCAAUAAUAACGGCAAAUUACUUUCGUUGCUGCGUAAAUGAUUAUGCGUCGUUUUUCUUGUUUUGAUUUGCUUUUUCCACAAUCUUUACCCAUUUGUUUUCUUUUUCUAUCACAUCAUUGAUGAGUUUGUGUCACGUGGAAGCUGUUACUUCCGUAUUCUCGUUAACUAACUAACCUAACUAACUACCAAGCAUCGGCUUAGAAAGCGGUAACUUUUCACGGAACAAAAGAAAAACGUUGUGUUGCAGGAAUUCGAGGCUCAAUAUAGACAUGGGGGCAUUUUCAACGUUCAAAAGGUUGCACACAUCACAGCAACCUCUGUGAUGGUUGUGGGCCGUGGCAAACGCAAGCGGAAGUAACUGCAUAGAUCUGUCGUCUUCUAUCCUAAGACGAUGCAUCGCCCAAAUCUGG
This is a messenger RNA of Anopheles moucheti, 6737 nucleotides long. RefSeq names its product guanine nucleotide-binding protein G(s) subunit alpha (gene Galphas). Gene Ontology annotation, cellular component: heterotrimeric G-protein complex. Gene Ontology annotation, biological process: adenylate cyclase-activating dopamine receptor signaling pathway; sensory perception of chemical stimulus. Gene Ontology annotation, molecular function: G-protein beta/gamma-subunit complex binding; G protein-coupled receptor binding; GTP binding. The transcript has 12 exons. Bases 1628 to 2779 code for a protein of 383 amino acids. Lineage: Eukaryota; Metazoa; Arthropoda; Insecta; Diptera; Culicidae. The record is from RefSeq and is a predicted model, not a curated record.